AAAGCAGCAGCCUAAUAGAUAGUUCCUCCUUUCAACACAAGUUGCAAAGAAACAUAUGGGCGUCUGGAGUGCGAUUUCGUGCCGGUCGCGGUGUUUAAUUAGACUUGUGACGUCCAAUUCAAUUAUUCUUCUCUUGUGAUCGGCGCUUGCCGUGGCUUCGCCUCCUCUUCCGCCACUCAUCAACAUUCAUCAGCUCAUGGAAAGGAAGAUGGUAAGUGGCUCGCCCAAGGCGAGGUCAUGGACUCGGCCGUGGCGAUGGGCCAAGACGCUCUUCUUCGUGGCAGCCAUGCUGGCGUCCCUCCUCCUCGUCUGUGCUCCCCCGGUGUUCGUCGUCGUGCUUGACCUGCUCCUGCCGCCGACCCUGCUCUCCGUCUCCAACCGCGGCUCUCCUCCUCUCUCCCUUUGGGCUCUCCCGGGACAACUGAAGACCUUCGACUUCCGCUCUUCUUUGAUCGAUCUGCCCAUGGUUUCCGCCCUCAGAUCCUUCCUCAUCCUGUUUGCUUUCCUCGCCUGCGACGGGGGUCGAGGAUUGUAUGUGGGGAUCACCGCGUUCUGCAGUUCCGCAUCGACCGCUUACGUGCUGAUCAAGGCGUUCACCAUCUACUGGGUGGCUCCGCCGCAACAGGAGCCGCGGUGGAUCCUUGCGCUCGCCGGCAGAGAAUCUCCGGCUAUCGAAGCGUUGUUCUUGACCUCGUUAGCCCUUGCCAUCGCUCACAUCGCGGUGGCCUACAGGACCAGCUGCAGGGAGAGGCGGAAGCUACUGGUCUACAGAAUCGACGUCGAAGCGGUUAAGAUAAAGGGAGGUCUGAUCAAGGAAGACAGCAAAGUGUGAGGAGGUUUUUGGACAUUAAGACGAAACAAUAUAACACAAGGAAUAUGCUGCCAUAAUUCUGCCAAAGCCUUCUAUCGACAAAAAAUAUUUACGUGAUAAUUCUGCGUUCUUGAACAUUUUUUAUUAUGUUUGAUUCGACACAGCGUGUAAUCUCUGUUUUCAUUUUCCUCCCCUCUAAACCUUAAAGAAUGUACAUGUUCUCCAAUUUUCCUUCCUUUCGAAUUCUUGGCUCAAUCUCUUAAGUGUAUACUGAUCCAAAGAAUAAACAGCCAACUUUUUUC
This is a messenger RNA of Musa acuminata AAA Group (dessert banana), 1113 nucleotides long. RefSeq lists its product as uncharacterized. The record is from RefSeq and is a predicted model, not a curated record. Bases 197 to 832 code for a protein of 211 amino acids. NCBI's taxonomy places the organism in Eukaryota, Viridiplantae, Streptophyta, Magnoliopsida, Zingiberales, Musaceae. The transcript is spliced from 3 exons.